This is a messenger RNA of Trachymyrmex septentrionalis, 414 nucleotides long. RefSeq lists its product as uncharacterized. NCBI's taxonomy places the organism in Eukaryota, Metazoa, Arthropoda, Insecta, Hymenoptera, Formicidae. The transcript is spliced from 2 exons. Bases 1 to 414 code for a protein of 137 amino acids. The record is from RefSeq and is a predicted model, not a curated record.
AUGUUGCAGAGGGCCUUCGGAGAAUCGACUAUGUCGCAGAAAAAUGUUUAUAAGUGGUACAAAGACUUCAAAGAAGGCAGAGAACGUACUGAUGACUUGGAACGCCCCGGACGACUAUCAACGUCAAUUGAUGAGCAACACGUGAAGAAAAUCAAGGAAUUGGUGCUCGAAAAUCGUCGAUUGACAAUUAGAGACCUUGUCGAUAUGGUUGGCAUUUCAUUUGGUUCAGUUCAAACAAUUUUGAAGGAUCACUUGGGCCUUAGAAAACGAGAAGGAGGCCAGAGAAUAGUGAUAUAUCGACUUACUACUGAGAUGCUCAUCGUUGGAGGUCCUCCGGCCAGGAUGUGCAAGGUUGAUGAUGUUUCUUUAGCACUGACUCUACUGGAGAAAAAGGGCUUCGAGAAUCGGAUGUAA